CUCUCGAAGAUUUAACCGGCGGUGUGUCUACAGGCUAUGCAACAAGUGAAAUAUUAGAUACUGAUCGAUUAUGGAAGGAAGAUUUCCUCAAUGUAAACAGAUCGGUAUUGCUUGGUUGUGGCAGAACCGGACUUGGAAAAACAAAAGGACUAUUAGACAAACAUGCGUACAGUAUUUUAGACGCAACAGAAUACCAAGGCACAAAACUAGUAAAAAUACGAAAUCCGUGGGGAAAAAUGGAAUGGAGUAAUGGCA
Messenger RNA from Ambispora leptoticha, 255 nucleotides. Lineage: Eukaryota; Fungi; Glomeromycota; Glomeromycetes; Archaeosporales; Ambisporaceae. The record is from the annotation of a GenBank genome assembly.